AUGGCGCCAGAUAAGCAAACAUCGGGCACAGAGCCGUCGGCGGAGCCGAAGUCGCCGGUGAUCGACCCGCAGAUCACCAAGGAGCUCGACCACGAACAUAUAGACCAGCAACAGCUGGAGCUGCUCACCUCUCAGCUUCCUGGGUUCAGAUUUGAUAACAUCGAGCAGCUCAAUGACGAGGAGCUGAAUAUACAUUUCCAGAAAAUAAUCGGUGACCAGGAAGAGCACAAAGAUGACAAAGACGGCAGCAAGUCGGAGGAUAUAAAUAGCGAAAAGGAAUCACAACAGCCAGAGGAAGAAACACAGCUCAAAUCGCAUUCCGAAGCCGCAGCGGAUAAUAAAGAGAACAAGCCGGAGGACCGUAACUUGGACCCUACAUUGUCAAUGUUGUCUGGGGAAACCACGACGUUUAAAGGCCUGUCCAUUCCUAAUAACUCGGAGCUGGUGCGAGAAACCACAGAAUCUCCAGCUUUGCGUGCUUAUCGUGAGCUUGUUCAGAGCCAGCAAACCCAGACGGCCCCCGUCGACGUUGUCCAUGCCCAGCUGGCAGCUCUUCCGCUGACGUUCACCGCCCCAUCGAAUCUCUCUUUCAACAUCCAGCUACUGAUUAACACAUUGCCUGUGUUGGACAACUUGGCGACCCAGAUAUUACGAAUUAUCUCCCAAGGGCCGUACCAAAAGAUCAUGGAACUGGUUUCCAAUCGCGAGUCUUUUGCUGGCAUUGCGUUUGGAAAUCUGAUCGAGCUGUUUGAGACCACAAAACGGGUGUACAAUUCCGAGGAAAGCCCGUUCUUCACAGUGGAAAACGUCACUUUUGGCCUUUGGAAGUAUGGCGAGGCUGCGCCCGAGUUUUUCCGUGGCAAGGAAGACACGAUAGAAGGUACGUUGCGGAAGGUGAAUCUCGCGACUUUCCUUCUUGCUACGCUGGGACUCAUUGACUUGGGAUUUUUCUUCCUGAACGAGGCGUUUCUCGACGUGUUCUGUCCGCCGCAGAACUUGGACCCAACGCGAUCGCUGUCCAACCUCAAGCAGGACAACACCCUGCAGUCCACCCUAUUGAGCUCGUCGUACCCUUUCGCACAGAGCAGCAGAGCUCCGAACAAUCAGACCAAGUUUCUCAAAUCGCAUGCUAUUUUAUUCUUAGAGCUAAAAACACAGGCUUUUAUUUCUGCCAUCGAGUUGGGCGAUCGUUCUAAGGAGGAAAUCCUCAAGGAUCUGUUCCCGGAUAAUCUUGAUGAAAUCUUGUUGAAACGCAAGCAGCCCGACUUCGACACCUCGAAACAUACCAUUGUGCGCAACUCGACGCUUUUCACGCCGGCAGAGCUGGACUUUCUGGCCAGAUGCGACUCCAGAAAGGAUAAUCUCAUGAACAUGAAGGCGGACGACUCGCUCAUGGAAAAGUACGAAUGGAUAAAGUUCCUGAACGAUCUCCUGGACUAUGUGUCCAAAAACGUGGGUUUUUUGAUUUGGGGGCCAAAGGGAAAGAUCACAAAGGAGCUUACGAGAUUGCGGCUCAGCACAGACUCUGCCGGGAGAAAACGACAGUUCGACGGUGACAACAAAGACCCAAGCGAGAGCACGUCUGAACCCGAGCAAAAGACUAAAAAAGCCAGAAGCUACCGACAAAACAGACCAACAACGUUCAGAAGGGUCUGGAGCCAGGAGGAAGAAGAGGCACUGAGGGACGGGCUGAAGCUCAAGGGAACGCAAUGGACGGCCAUUUUAGAGCUGUACGGGCCUGGUGGAUCUAUCAGCGAGGCGUUGAAGAACAGAACGACGUUACAACUCAAGGAUAAGGCCAGGAACUGGAAGAUGUACUAUUUGAAAAACGGACUGGAGCUUCCUGAUUAUUUGGUGAAAGUCACAGGAGAGCCAGACAGGAACUACUCGCACGACUCGAACAGGGCAGCUACAAAGGUGGAAAGACCAAAGGCCGGGACUCGGCACGCAAAUAUUCAGACAACCGCUACUAGAAUUCCGCAGACAGAAGCUGGAGCCAAAAAGCACGAGGAAGGAGGCGACCCCAGCUACGAGGACAUCAUCAACAACUUAUUUGGGGCGAACGCCGAACGUGCAAAGGGCAACCAAAAGGGCUCGUCGACGUCGCGCACUGACAACCCUGAGGAUGCCACGAACGAGCUCAAGGACCUGGUGGCCCAGGCGUUCGAGUCGUGA
Molecule: messenger RNA, 2175 nt
Organism: Ogataea parapolymorpha DL-1
Lineage: Eukaryota; Fungi; Ascomycota; Pichiomycetes; Pichiales; Pichiaceae
Product: Protein TBF1
Exons: 1
Coding region: 1-2175 (724 amino acids)
Biological process (GO): telomere maintenance via telomere lengthening
Molecular function (GO): protein homodimerization activity; double-stranded telomeric DNA binding
Source: RefSeq, a predicted model, not a curated record